AUGCACGCGCACUCACGUGCUCAUUCGCGUCCGUGCGCGCCUCUUGAGGCUACUCACACAGCUCAUAAGCACGACGGGCUACCCUUUCUUACUCAUAAUUCCGGCUGCAUUAUGACCACGUCGUUUUCUAGGGCGAUUAACUGCGACAAUCUUUGGCGUCCAUGGUACAUUAUCCUGGUGACCUGUUUGCAAGUCUUUAUGCUCUACUCCGGGAUUGCCCGCUACAUUGCCUUCAAGGGGCACUUUUUUGAUCCAAAGUACGGGGGUAAUUGGAAUCCAGCAGCAAUGAAUUUCUGCCUCGUGAUGUUAAUCACAGCUGGUUUUUUUGUGUGCCUUUUCAUCUACACCAGCUUGACUCGUGGAUCAAACCUUGCAGGCGAGGGAGUUACCCUGGGGCAGGAAUUGAUUGUCUACUCUUCUGGCCCGUUUCCUUGGCCCCAGCAACCCCAUUCUCAACAGGACGGAAGUAACGCUGGUCUGUAUGCCACGGCGAAUGGAGUUCUUGGAAGGGGCAACUUGAGUGCUGGUCUAGGUGUUUUGGGAGAGGAAGACGGAGUGCCGCCUUUCGAUACGUGGUCCGCUCGGAGUGCGGGUCACAUUCCGCCCAGUGAAUUUGCGACCUAUCCUGGGCCCCCACCGAUGUUUAGAUCAGUGACUUCAACCACGGCACCGACUGCCAUCGGACGGAAGGGACGUUGGCUUUCUCUAAGUAUCCUAUGGAAGCGGUUCAUGCGGCGAUUUAUUCCGAUGUCUAGUCUCAUGCAUGUACUUUCUGCCUACGCAUUCUUCCUUCCGUUACCGGUUCUUGAAGCCCAGCUUAUUCUCCAUCAUGCACUUCCUCCUGAAAAUGUUUGGAAAAGCAAUCUCAAUCCAAUUCUGCCCUUAACACCAGCUAAUGCAAUGUCGGUGGAGUUCUUCAAUCUACUCUUUGCAUUCGCCGCCUUAGCUCUCCGUUAUCCCGCAGUCUUUUGGCGAACCAACCGUGCUUUUGCGUUCACCUUCUCUCUCUUGCUCACCCUUCUCGGAGUACACGGACUUCUAGAAGUGAACUCGGCUGAAUUGCUUGUCAAAAUUUGUUGGAAUAAUAAGGAUCUCGCUUCCUCGCUAGCAGGGCUAUGUCAGGUCGCAGAAGAAGGAAAAACGAAAUCGAGUCUUAAAGAAAAUCUGGCGCCGGCACUUUUUGAAAAACCUGCAGACGAUCCCGAGGGACUUCGAAACGCCUUGGCACUAUUCCUUUCCACAUUCGGCACUCUCGCGAUGCUGUUCCUCUCAUACAGUGUGUUCGACUUCGGCAUUGAACAGUUUGCUGACAGGAUCUCUACACUGAGACGAAGCGCGAUAUUCGGCCCCCCUUCUCAAGAUGUCGUCCCAUCUGACGCAGCGUCGAUCCAAGGUGGAGUCGGCGGCACGUGCGGCUUGAAGUCGACGCAACAAAGAAGUAAACGAAGGGCGACGAUUGUACGACGGUUUGUAGCCGUGACAGGGGCCUUUUGUGCCCUCACGAUAAAGAUGACCAUCUUGGUGGCCUGUGGACGGGUCUUCGAAGUCAGUCGGAGGCCGCUGCUGCUGGCAAAUAUCGUCGCGACCAUCGCUUUCUUCAGCGUCUGGUUUAUUACCUGGUUUGCAUUCUGUCUCAAACCUGAGUGGAAAUUCAAGGUGACCUAUUCUCCUUCAUUCCAUCCGAUGGCCGCUCAUUCCACGGGCAUAACCAGUAACUACUUAUCCCACUCCGCGACCUUAGCCCGUCUAGAAGGUCGAGGUGGGAGUGGUGGUGGUGGUGGAGGCAAUUUGCUGGCCACGUUUUCUGCCCCCGGGGCAAAUCGAGUUCAACAGGAUGGUGGUGCUCCAGGUGCCACGGGGACUGGGUCUCGUCUCACCUCCGGGAGCCCUGUCUACGCCUGCUUUCAUGAUGCCGCAGCGGGGGGAGGACCGUGCCGACUCGCCAGUGUGAUGCCGCCACCUCCACCUGCUGGCCAGUCAACAAGAUCGGAGAGAACCGUGCAGCAGAACACUGACUGCUGCAGCGUUGAUACAGAGGGGAGUAGUCGCCAAAGUGGUGAGUGUACCAACAAUUACGUGUGCCUACAAAGCUCCCUGAAUGCCACAAACUUACUUGGAAUAAACGCAUUGCGCGACGGAACGAUGCCCCAGUCCCAAUCAUUGGCAAACGGGAAUCAAGUUACCGUGACACAUUUUGAUCAACAGACUCCUGGACCGGCAUCACAAGACAGCACAGAUCCCUUAAGUGUAUUGCGUUAUGCCUUACGUUCAAGUGAACUUUUACCUCCUGCGAGCCUCAGUUUUAUGAAUGCUGGCUCCUCCUUUACCGCCCAGGGAUGUGGUGAAGCUGAUGCAGGUCACCUUAUAGUUGAGAAUGUUCAUGAGCCACCAAGCAUUCAACGUCAGUCCUCUUCAGAACAGACCGCCGCAAAAAUCGAUGACUCGAAGCAAACCCAGCUACGAGUCACCUUCAAGGGCUUGGUAGAAACUAUGAAAAGCUCACCUAAUAUAAGUGAAGCCAGUUCAUCAUCGAAUCCCAAUUCUUCUAGCGACAGUGGAAUCGAUAACCACGGUCCACCAGCGGCCACCACCACAACCACUGCGAAUACAGGUUCCCUGUUUUCCACCUUGCCGAGUGCGUCUCGAACAAGUCUUAACCUCCCAUUCAGAGGUGGAACGAGGAACCUGACAGCCGAGCCAACCUACUGCAACCAGGAGCAAAUGUCCUCUUCGUCUACUUCAACUCCACGAUUAUUUGAGUGCCCUAGUAUGCCACCUCUGAACCUGCCGCAAAAUGAGGCCGGGGAAGUCUCUUUUGCUAGCUUGUCGCGCAGAUUCAAUCUAAGGACAACAUCAUUUCAACUACCAUCACCAUCGCCAGAUCCUGGAGACGCACCUGCAGGAGGCGAACAACCGAUGAGUCGCUCCGUCAUAAUCGGGCGAGACGAAAGAAUGCAUACAGUAUCUGAUGAAUCCUUGUCCUUUACAGAAGAAGAAGCCAUACGGUUGAGUGAACUUGACAGUCUUGAAUUCGGCUUCCUUCGACUUGAUGCCAACGAAAAUCGGCAAUUAUUAGAAAGAACGGUUUUCUAUUUGGAUAGCAUUAUUGCACGUAAAGUGUACAAACUUGAAGAGGCCAGAGCAAAGGAAGAACACGAUGAACUCCUAGCCAUUGACGCAACCCAAGGUCUUGGUCCUAGCCCGGCUGAAAUAAGACUCAAAAUUUAUCGUAAAUACACCCGAUUGCUUGAUGAAAACGUUCCACCUUUGAUCUAUCUUUUGCUUGGCCAUUAUCAACUUCUCCUCAACCUUUACGAUGAUGCCUUGUCUGCAUAUACAAAGUAUGAAUCACUAGCCGAUGAGAAGAGUCGACGGAACGUGUCUUUCCUUUACGGUCUUGCAUUUGCUAUUCUCUUGUUUCAACAAAUUCUCUAUCUUCAACCAAAUUUUGUCCGUCGGAAAGAGGUUCAUAUUCGUCUUGGCUACAUUUACAAACUGAGGAAAGACCUAGAGAAAAGUCUCAGGCAUUUCCGCCAGGCCCUGCGUGAUGAAAGUCCUAGUACAUGGAGACCUGUCGAAAUCCAGUUCCAGAUAGGUCACUUACUUGAAGUAUGCGGCCGUAUUAAGCAAGCCAAGGCUACAUAUGAGCAGAUCCUCGAGAAUUCUCAGCCAGACGCUGCAGCUCACGUUCAACAUCUUUGCUUACGGCAGCUUGCCUGGGUUUAUCAAACUGGGGGCAGCAGCCAUAUUGCAGGAAAGGGAGAUGUUGGCUUAAAUUCGACGGCUAAUAAAGAACUAGCUAUUCAACUUCUGCAGAAGGCUGUUGAUUUGGAUAACUCGAAUGGAAAAACAUGGUAUCUUUUGGGUCGCUGUCAGGCUGCUGUAAAUCGGGUACAAGAGGCCUUUCGAGCAUACCGCAGUUCCAUUGAUAAGACUGAAGCGAGCGCAGAUACUUGGUGUUCGAUUGGCGUCUUAUAUCAAGAACAGAAUCAGCCCAUGGACGCCCUACAGGCCUACUUUUGCGCUGUGCAACUAGACAAGUGUCACGUCACCGCAUGGGUCAACUUGGGCACCCUUUACGAAAGCAUGCAUCAGUUUAAGGAGGCGGUCAAAUGUUACACAAACGCCGUUAAUGCCGAUAAACGGGAAUCGGUACGUUUUGAUUUUCGGCUAUGCUGCACUUUAUUAUAUCACCAGGGAAUUCUCGUAUAUUUUGUAAUUGGACCUUCUUCUCCUAAAGUAGGCAGGUUUUUAUUCUUUCAGAUUAAACCGCAAGUGAAGAAUCGUUUAGCGACGCUACAGCAGCUCCUUCCACGCCUUCCUGAAAAGGUUUUGGCGGCUUGUGGUGGUGGAGGAGAUACCAGUCUGGUCAAUACUAGUGGAACCAACCCUCCUGCACAGACGAAACUUCCAACUGUGGAUGACGCGUGGGACUUACCUAUUCCAUCGGAAUUGACCCAAAGGCAGGUGCAACUUAUGCUACAGGAGGCUAAUCGUUCGCAGUGCUCUGCGUUUUCCAACAGUGGCAACCACUGGGCCACAUUGAUCAGUAGUAGUGCUCUAAAGCUGGAAGAAGAGAAUGCGGAUCCGAGUGAUGAUACACUGGUGAACUGCGAUUUGCCGUCAGCGCCUAAGCAACCUAAAGUGGAGGAAGAAGAGUGUAAAGAACGUUUAUCUACAAUCCCAUCACCCCCUAGCUCGCCACCCUCCGUAGAAGAGGUCAGCACGCUAUACACUCUCCUGGAUCAAGGAAAUGAUAUAUCAGCUAGUCAACGCCGUCAGUUCCAGCACAUACACACGAAAGCCCUUAACUACCUUUUGUACAAAAAGCGUCACCCUGAAAAUAUCACACCUUUGACAGAGGACCCAUUUGUCUGCGCAAGUCGCCACAUUUUUAAGAAUCAGACCAGUACCGCUUCCUCAUCAGAAGACGCUGACGGUUCUUCGGCUACAAAUGCCUCCAAUUCAAGACCUGGUGUUCCCACUGCUCUAGUUUGUGAUGCUUCACCGAAAGACAACGCUGAAAAGACGAGCAUCGCUGUCGGCCAACAGCAACAAGAAGAGGCUACUGUUGCUGAGUUGUUCUCAGCGGCUGCGAAUGAGGGCAGUCUGGGCGCCGACCCACUGCCUGAUGACGAGUUCGCCCUACUCAGUGAUGAUCUCUUUGCUCAGCUGAACGGAACAGGUGAUGAUCUGGAGGACAUUGCUCUCUUCCAAAAUCCUACUUCUGGCAGUGGAGGGGGCGACGGUGAUUGUGUCGGGGCCACUAAUGUGGGUCCGUCCGAUCGAAACCCGCCGCCUCCUCUGGGGGACACAAAGUGCCCUGGUAAUGAAGCACAAGGUGGUCCCACGCAGAUGAAACGUGAAAGUGGUUCAGCUGGACAAGACCAAAGCGAGCCUUCGGCAAGUGGCCCCUCGCCACCCAAACCCUCCACUCCGGCCAAACUUGUGAGGAAUUUGCAGGCCUUUUUGACCAAGCCACUUGUUCUUCCGAGAAGUCCAACUGCUGGAUUGGAUGUCUCUAUGACUUCUAAAGAGAUUCUGGAUGCAAUCUCUGGUAUCGGUCGCCUUGGCGGCCCAUGGUGGAAUAGUUUGCUUCCAGAAGGCAGUCCUCUGCCUUGUCCACCUGAAAAGCCUUUCCCUUCGUGUCCGGCUGACAAACUCCUACCACCCACACCUAGCGUUUAUCUUGAUAAGCGAAAAGAUGCAGUGUCGCCGGAUUUGGCUCGUUUCUGUCUUUCACAACCCGUCGUGGUUGUUCGUGGGCUGGCUGCAGCUCUUCGAAUGGACCUAGGUCUUUUCUCGACAAAGUCUCUUGUAGAGGCCAAUCCUAGUCAGCGAAUUGAGAUUCGCACCCAACCAGCAAACAUAGGAGAAAAGAGUCGUUUCUCGUCCGUGUCUCCUGUAUCUUUGGGAGAGCAGAGUCCCUGGUAUCUAGAGUCACCGCGCUCUCAGACAACGAUUUUUCGCUAUGCCAGGUAUCAGGCCGCGUCGUUUAAGGAGGCGUUGAGAGAGGAGAAACAGGGAGUCACCCACCACAACUCUCCCUCUGCCGUCGCUAGAUCUCCCUCCGUUGGAAGUGCAGAUUUUACCUCACCAGGUAAGCCAUUCGAAGCAAUCGAAAUUAACACGCAGUGUGCGGAAAGAGACUCAACUGUCUACAACAAAGGGAUGUCGAAUUGCGGCGACCCGAUGCAGCGGACUCCAAAGGUAUCACCGAAUGGAAAAGCCGGAGCCACUGCUGCUGCAUCUUCGACGCCACGGACUAAAGUCAUUCGAUUCGGGACUAACUGUGAUCUUUCAGAUGAAGAAAAGUGGCUCCCACAGCUCCACGAGCUGACCAAACUUCCCACCUUCGUAAAGGUUGUGUCAGCCGCAAAUAUGCUCUCCCAUGUUGGAUAUCCCCUUCCUGGUAUCCCUGGUUCGAAGACACCUGGCCACCAAGAAAGUAACAACUUCUGUUCAGUUAACAUCAAUAUCGGUCCAGGCGACUGUGAAUGGUUCGCUGUUCCCGAGGCUUAUUGGGGCGCGAUGCACCGACUAACGGAGCGACACGGACUUAACUUUCUCACCGGGUCUUGGUGGCCGGACCUAGAGGAGCUGCGUCACGAGGGCAUACCAGUGUACCGGUUCCUGCAAAAGCCCGGUGAUCUAGUCUGGGUAAACGCAGGGACCGUUCACUGGGUUCAGGCCGUUGGAUGGUGCAAUAACAUCGCCUGGAACGUCGGCCCGCUGACGGCGAGGCAGUAUCAAUUAGCUGUUGAUAGGUUCGAGUAUAAUCGGUUAAUGAACGUCAAAUCCGUCGUCCCCAUGAUCCAUCUCUCCUGGCAAAUUGCCAAAAAUGUCAAAGUGGGGGACGCCCACCUGUACGAAUUAAUUAGACACACACUCCUUCGCACCAUGGUGAAUUCUCAGUUGACACUGGACUUUUUGGAACAGCUCGAUGUCUCAGUCAAGCGGCAUGGUAAAAAACCGGAUGACAUUGCUCACUCAUGUCAGGAUUGCGAUAUUGAAGUUUUUAAUUUGCUGUUCGUGACGACACAGGAAAAGAAAUCCGAGGUGCGGUGUUUGGCCUGUGCUCGGCGGAGUGACCCCACUCUCCGUUCAUUUACCGUACUCUCCGAGUACUAUAUGCACGAAUUGGCACUCAUAUACGAUAACUUCCAAUUACAGACGGUGAGUUUGCGCGGUUUUUCUAAUCUUUCUUUAAGUUCCCGAUAA
Messenger RNA from Mesocestoides corti, 7221 nucleotides. NCBI's taxonomy places the organism in Eukaryota, Metazoa, Platyhelminthes, Cestoda, Cyclophyllidea, Mesocestoididae. The record is from the annotation of a GenBank genome assembly.